AUGUUGUUCAAGAAAUCAAUAAGAACUAUUCAGCGCAUUUGGAAACAAUGUCAAUCAUCAGUUGAUAAUGGUAUGUCGUCGUUAGAUGUGUCUCUAAUACUUACAGGUAAAUUUGGAAGAAAACGGAUUGGAGUCGACAUUAAUCAAGUCAAAGAAAUUCCACUUUGUCGUCGAACAAAUAUUCGAUCUUUGGCUUUUGCGAUGAACAUGGCAAAAUCAACCGUCUUUCGGCGUGUGAAAGAUGGAACUCUUCGGCCACAUUCUAAUUCCAUCAAGCCUCAGUUAGCCGAAGGAAACAAAAAGGUACGACUUCAAUACUGCCUCUCAAUGAUUGAUCAGAAUACAAUGCACAUUAAUCCCAUGUUUAUGAAUAUGUUUAAUUAUGUUCAUAUCGACGAAAAGUGGUUUUUUUUGUCCAAAAAAGUUGAAAGGUACUACCUGCUUCCUGGAGAGCAUGAGCCAGAUCCGUAUCGUUCCUCCAAAAGUAAAAAUUUUAUUCCAAAGGUUAUGUUUAUGGCUGCUGUAGCCCGUCCUCGAUUUGAUGAAAAUGGAAUUGAGUUGUUUUCUUGA
This is a messenger RNA of Capsicum annuum, 570 nucleotides long. RefSeq lists its product as uncharacterized. Bases 1 to 570 code for a protein of 189 amino acids. The transcript has a single exon. Lineage: Eukaryota; Viridiplantae; Streptophyta; Magnoliopsida; Solanales; Solanaceae. Gene Ontology annotation, molecular function: nucleic acid binding. The record is from RefSeq and is a predicted model, not a curated record.